Messenger RNA from Mercurialis annua (annual mercury), 1417 nucleotides. RefSeq lists its product as uncharacterized. The transcript is spliced from 6 exons. The record is from RefSeq and is a predicted model, not a curated record. The coding region runs from base 210 to 1112 and encodes 300 amino acids. Gene Ontology annotation, molecular function: protein binding. NCBI's taxonomy places the organism in Eukaryota, Viridiplantae, Streptophyta, Magnoliopsida, Malpighiales, Euphorbiaceae.
AAUCCCAUGUUUACCCUUCUUAUUCAAAUAUCUCAACCACUAGCCGCCAAUUUACAAGGGCCAAUCUUGUCAUUUAGCAGUUGAAAUACCAUAAAAUAUAAAAUCCUAAAUUCGCUCGCAGUCACAGAGAUAUUUUACACAAAUUUUCAAAUUUAUUAGAUUUCUUUAAAAAAAUCUUAAUUUUGAUUUUUUUUCAAUCGGGAUAGAAAAUGCAUUCUUUGUCCGGUAUUAAGGCAUUUACGGAUUUCAAUACGGGCACGAGGCCGUAUUUCCCGCUUCGGAGCUCCGGUUUUGACCGGAAACAGCAACAGUGCGUCAUCAAUUUGAGAGAUUCAUCUUCUUCUUAUAGAAAAUGUCGGAUUGUAGCGUGUUCCGUUGAGAGAAAUGAGAAUGGCGGCGGAGCAAGUUCGAGUUCGAGCCCCGGGUCGGAUACGGGUACGGGUUCGGAUUACAGUGCCAGUUCAUUGUUGUCUCGGACUCAAACUUAUGCUUUAUUGAAACAGCAAAUGGAUGUCGCUGCUCAAUCUGAGAACUAUGAAGAGGCUGCAAGAAUUCGUGACUCGUUGAAAUUGUUUGAAGAAGAGGAGCCGGUUCUUCGGUAUCGGAGAUUGCUCAAAGAGGCGACCAAUGAAGAGCGGUUUGAGGAUGCAGCUAAAUAUCGCGAUGAGUUGAAGGAAAUUGCACCAUAUUCUCUGUUGAAAUGCACAAGUGAUGCCACAACCUUGGGAAUUAGGGUCCAAGUUAGGAGUGUGUACAUUGAGGGCCGAAGUCAGCCUUCAAAGGGGCAGUACUUCUUUGCGUAUAGAAUAAGGAUCACUAAUAACUCGGAUCGUCCUGUUCAACUUCUCCGAAGACAUUGGAUUAUUACCGAUGCCAAUGGAAGAACUGAAAACUUUUGGGGAAUUGGAGUUAUCGGUGAACAGCCAGUUAUACUUCCUAAGACGGGAUUCGAAUACUCAUCUGCUUGCCCUUUACCUACUUCGAAUGGAAGAAUGGAAGGUGACUUUGAGAUGAAGCACAUUGAUAAAAUAGGCUCACCGACAUUCAACGUAGCUAUUGCGCCAUUUUCUCUGUCUACACUCGGAGAUGAUAGUGAAACUUUUGAAAUAUGAUGUUGGUGACUCUUUUGCAUCGGGCGGAGGAGCUUCAACUGUCUCAUGCAUUGUGCCAUUAACAAAUUGAUGGUUAGAAAACUGUAAAACAGUCUUAUGCAUGAAUAUAUUGUCUUCAGUCUUCUCAUAUACAAUGCUUGUUGAGAAGGGUAGCAAUUACAUUGUAUGUAGUGGAAGAAAUCAGUUAGCACAUAGCAGAGAUGAUUAAAAGGCAUGUAAAUUAUUCUUUUUGUUUUUUUGGUGUUACAUUAUUCCCAUGUAAAGACAUAAUUACUAGAAUCAAAGUUGGAAGCAUUACAAUGUUA